AUGUUUAAUAUGAUUAGUGCCAUUUACCUGCUCUGUAAGAUCAUAUUUGCCAUUAUCGUACCACCAUUAGGUGUUUUCUUGGAAAGAGGAUGUGCAGCAGACUUCUGGAUUAACAUUCUAUUAACCAUUUUAGGUUAUAUACCAGGUAUUAUCCAUGCACUUUACAUAAUUUUGAAGUAUUAAGCUUAAAUUACUUUUUUUUCAUAGUUGAUCUUCUUCCUUGACCCCUUCUUUGGUGGUGAUUUACCCCUUCUUUUCCUUGCAUCUACAUCUAACAACCUCUGUUUCUCUUUGCUUGUUACAAAGUUUGAAGGUAAAUUAUUCAGUUGUUUAAAUAAACGUAAAUCUGGAGUUUUUGGGUAAUAUUCUAAA
Molecule: messenger RNA, 372 nt
Organism: Wallemia mellicola CBS 633.66
Lineage: Eukaryota; Fungi; Basidiomycota; Wallemiomycetes; Wallemiales; Wallemiaceae
Product: plasma membrane proteolipid Pmp3
Exons: 5
Coding region: 1-183 (60 amino acids)
Cellular component (GO): membrane
Source: RefSeq, a predicted model, not a curated record